AUGGUCACCUUCGUAUCGGCAAGCAGCUCCUCGCACCGGGCCACACCCACAAAACUGCGACUUCGUAAGCGUCUGCUCGCGUGUUUCCCGCACUUUCAUUUGCCCGAGACGGAAGGGGCUGCACGUGAAUUGCAACGAGGCGAGUCCGUCGUGGCGGUCACCAACCGCGCAAGUGCUUCCCUACUUAGAAGUUGCUCGGACGUUGUUGGCACGAGCCCGUCGGAGUCCGACACAGAGGCAUUGUCUCACCGGUCGAGUCGGCCUGAUCAGCCUGUGCAGGAACAAUGCUGUCGCCACAGCUCGUACCCGUGUUCAUUGCCAUCUACCACGUCCACUUCAUCUUCGACGUCGUCCACGUCUUCGGUGUCCUGGAAGGGUGUCACGUACGGAUGUGACGGCGCGCUGGUAUCCUGCCGCUUCUGCAAGAUACUCAAGUCUGGCGAUGAACCCUUCCUCUAUGAAGACGAGGACGUGAUUGUGUUCCGCCCUCUAGCCCCCGUCGUCGUUAGUCACAUCUUGGUAGUGCCGCGUCGCCACAUCCGCAACGUGAACGAGAUGACACUCGACGACGCGGCGCUGCUGCUUCGAAUGCGCGAGGUCGCUUCCAUGGUUCUUCGAGAGAUGCCUCGGCCUUCACAGCUGCUGUCCCCGCUUAAGCAAGCAGAGCGAGCUCACUGUCUCAUGUCCAACACCGCAGACGAUGACUUCAAGUUCGCAUUUCACUCACCGCCAUUCAACAGCAUCGAUCAUGUUCACAUGCACGCCUUUCGUACGCGCGACGGAGGCUUUGGCUGUGCCGGCUUCAUCAAGUACUACACAGAGACGUGGUGGUGUCGCUCGUUCGAUGAGGUCACGGCUCGAAUUAGUCUCGAUAAUCGCAAGCAGUGUGAGGCCGACGCUGCAGCACAGAAGGAAGUAUCGCGCCGAUCACGUAGUGGGUGGCUGUUCCAUCGGACGAAAUCUCUCGUGAAGGUCCGGUCGAAAGUUUAA
Peronospora matthiolae is the source of this 990-nucleotide messenger RNA. The record is from the annotation of a GenBank genome assembly. NCBI's taxonomy places the organism in Eukaryota, Oomycota, Peronosporomycetes, Peronosporales, Peronosporaceae.